GGCUUCUCCGAGCUCUUCACCUGCACUCGACAACAAACACCAGCAGAGCUUCCGCCGAAGUGCAGAUUAUUUAUUCUGUCACGUGAGAAGGCCUGUGUAUUGUUACCUUGUUGCAGCGAGCUAUAAUUGAGCGCCGCACCAUGCAGCCUGUCGCGACGACCAAGGGCAAGCUCACACAGCUCAGGUACGAGCUCCCACAGCGCGUCCACGAAGCUACCAUCUACCCCGUCAAAGCUCCCAAUGGCUCCACCAUCCUCCUCUACGCGCACGACACAGGUGUCAGCGUCGUCUGGAGGGGAGGCAGGCCGCUGAAGAAGGCUGCGCCGCCUCCCAAGCAGGCGCCAAAGCCACAGAACGUCAACGGAAGCAAUGAUGCAAUAAUGAUCAUCGACUCGGACGACGACGAGCCCGCGAAAGCCCCUGCGCAGGCCGUGCCCCAGGCCGAGUUCGAAGACGAAGAGGAGGAGCUUGACCCAGACCAGCCGUAUCCGUCAGUCGUGCAGCAAGUCAGACUCUCCUUUAACACAGGAGUGCUGCACAUUGCUGUGCCUCAAGUACCGACGGCCACUGCACUGCGACCUGCGGAGUCAAUACCCGCGAUAUUUGGCAAGAAACUCGUCUUCACUGCUACCUGCACCGACUCGACCAUUCGCAUCGUCACCCUGCCGCUAAGUCCCCCACCAAACUCGGCUAAGGAAAGGCCAGUGAAUGGAGGCUCGCAAUUCGGCGAGGAGAUUGUCAGAUUCCACGGGCAUCAAAGCAUUGCGCGAGGUGUGACCAUGACCUGGACGUCGAGAGGAGAGCCGAGCGCGAAGCACGAGUCCGACGAUGAGAUGGAAGUGGAUGUGCAAGGCCCCGCUGGUGCAACACCAGGGCGGCGGCGCAGGACGCAGCAAAGCCGCUCACGAGCACCGACUGUGGCCGGAUUCGACAUUCUGGUCGCGACUCACUCGGCUGAAGUCGGGGGUCUGUUCAAGAUCUGGCGCUUCGAACUGACUGAGACCUCGGUCAACGGCGCACACCCAAUCGUGCCCUACAAGACAGUAACCCUACGCAAGCCUGCCUCGAGGAUUGCGUUCAACACUGCACAGUAUCCAAAGCGUCGCCACGCCCAGCUCCUCAUCACUGAUCUCACAGGCACCGCGCGCAUCUACGACCCGUUCACGCCCGCCAGUCGCAAGCGCAGUGCAGGCGGCCAGACCGAGCCCGGUGCAUUCAUCACGACCUUCAAGUCUUCGUUCGAGAGCAUGAAGAGCAACUCACUCACGCCUGCUAUUCUCGCUACUCGCAAAGCAAUCCUGGACGCGGCCUGGGUGUCUGAUGGGCGGCAUAUCCUGGCACUCUUAGCGGACGGCGAGUGGGGCGUGUGGGAUUGUGACAAGUCGGGGCCCAAUCCUCCAACCGACCCUGCGUCCUUUUCCCUGCGCGGCUUCAUAGGCACAGUCGACAAAGAAGCAAGUAAUGGCCCCUCCAGUCCAAAGCGCGGCGGUCGGAACUCACUUGCGCCAAUGACGCCCAACACGCGCCGCAGGAAGGAGGACCAUCUCUUCCACGGCAGCGCGUCUGGCAUCGCUGUGCCCACGCGUGGAGGUGUUUCUGUCGCCUCGUUGGUCUCGUCGAACGGCACUGUGUCUGAGGAUUCGGUCGUUCUCUGGUACGGCUCGGAGGUGUACAGGAUAGCAGACCUGACCAAGUUCUGGACUCGCAACGCCUCUGCAUCUCGUGGACAGUCUCUGCCUGGACCGGGCGUCACGCAGAUCUACGACAUCCCACUGCUUGGCGAGUCCAUCUCCUCGAUCGUACAGUUCGACACGACCGCUGCGGCGACACGGAUGGCCAUCGGGCGAGACAUUUUGAUUGCAGCAGAACACCGCCUCAUAAUCUCCGCCAGCACGAACCAGCCUCAGGAUCGGGACUUGUUCGCUCCAACGCCCGCAGAAGAGGAGGCCAGCAGAGUGGCUGAUCAAGUACUGCUCACGCGUGGCGAGCUCGACAUUGGCGGCAUGGACAGGCUGCUCGAGGACCUGGAGGGCGGCGGCAAGGGGCCGAAGACGCUGACGAUGGGCAACCCGAGGAAGGUGCUGUUCGCCUCGUCUGCUGCAUGAGACAGGAGUGUUCACUGUAAGAUUUAAUGAUAUCCCAUGCCGUUUCCUUGGUCUUAUCUCUUCGUUGUUCUUUUUCUCAACACCUCGCGGCCACAGGUGGAGCUCAGCGACCAGACCCAUUCCUGCUGCUCAGUAUAGCCUCGCGAAAGAUUGAAAGUGCUGCAGUCGCCGACGCCCUAGUAUCCUGCGGGAGAAGACAGGGAUCUGGAUAGCUGUAGGACGUGCACGCUCCAUCGUACGUUGCGGUCGUGUCUGAGCCACUCCUAAGGGAUGUCAGGUGAGGACGACGUGACAGCGCGUGCGGCAGGCGGCACCUUCCGUGGAAACGCGAGAGUGUCGUCUGUUAGGAAGGCGUGCGACAAGACUGAUGCAGUGAUAGUUGU
Molecule: messenger RNA, 2488 nt
Organism: Boeremia exigua
Lineage: Eukaryota; Fungi; Ascomycota; Dothideomycetes; Pleosporales; Didymellaceae
Exons: 2
Coding region: 141-2105 (654 amino acids)
Molecular function (GO): protein binding
Source: RefSeq, a predicted model, not a curated record